GGGGCUGGAGCUUGGGGGAAGGGAGGAAGGAGGGAUUUCUUGGGCCUUCCUGCUCCUCCCCACCUCUGGUCAGGACCGGAAAUGAGGUCACAGAGGGAACCCCCCGCGGAGAGACGGGGCCCAAACUGCGGUGGCCGUUGACUGGGGCUGCGGCAGCUGACGUGGCUUCAUGGAUGAGCUAGUACAUGAUUUGGCCUCAGCCCUGGAGCAGACAUCUGAGCAAAAUAAACUAGAUGAGCUGUGGGAGGAGAUGGCUCUGAGCCCCCGACAGCAGAGACGACAACUUCGAAAGCGGAGGGGUCGGAAGCGGCGUUCUGAUUUCACCCACUUAGCGGAGCAUACCUGCUGCUAUAGCGAGGCCUCGGAAUCCAGCUUGGAUGAGGCUCUGAAAGACUGUCGGGAAGCGGCUGCAGUCACCAACUUCAGUGACUCUGAUGACACAAUGGUGGCCAAGCGACACCCCGCUCUCAGUGCCACCCUAAAGAGCAAGCAGCACACAUGGCAUGAGUCAGACUCCUUUACUGAGAAUGCGCCCUGUAGACCAUUGCGGCGGAGGAGGAAGGUUAAGCGAGUGACCUCAGAAGUGGCUGCCAGCCUCCAACAAAAACUAAAGGUGUCAGAUUGGAGCUAUGAAAGAAACUGCAGGUUCAAGUCUGCCAAGAAGCAGCGGCUGUCGCGUUGGAAAGAGAACGCUCCCUGGACUUCAACAGGCCAUGGGUUGUGUGAGCCUACAGAAAACAGGACUUUCCUUAGCAAAUCCGUCAGGAAGGAGAGGAUGGAGUGUGAAGGUGAUGAACAAAAACAGGGCUCUGAUGAGAACAUGUCGGAAUGUGAAACCAGCAGUGUAUGUAGUAGCAGUGAUGCGGGUCUUUUCACCAAUGAUGAAGGUCGUCAAGGGGAUGAUGAACAAAGUGAUUGGUUUUAUGAAGGUGAAUGUGUCUCAGGAUUCACAGUCCCCAAUCUUCUCCCCAAGUGGGCACCUGAUCAUCGAUCUGAGGUAGAGAGAAUGGAUGCAGGACUAGACAAACUUUCAGAUUCUACAUUCCUUUUGCCCUCUCGUCCAGCUCAAAGAGGAUUCCAUUCACGCUUGAAUCGGCUCCCUGGAGCUGCUGCCCGAUGCCUCAGAAAAGGACGAAGAAGGCUUGUUGGAAAGGAAACCAGCAUGAGCACUUUAGGGACUGAGAGGGUAGGCCACAUAAUUAGUGAUCCACGUCAGAAAGAAAAGAACAAAGCGUUGGCUUCUGAUUUUCCCCACAUUCCUGCCUGUUCACAUGAGUUCAAUCCCCUUUCUCCCCUCUAUUCUUUGGAUGUUCUUGCUGAUGCUUCCCACCGAAGAUGCUUACCAGCGCACUGUUCUGCAAGACAGGCAAAUGUACACUUGGGACCACCAUGUUCAAGGGACAUAAAGAGGAAACGGAAACCUAUGACCACAGCAUCUCUGUCCAGCCCAACUGCAGCUUUACCUGUUCACAUGGACGAAGUGGAAACAAUCCCACCAUCAUCUCAGACUCAGAAAUCUCCGAAUUCUGAGUGGUCAGUCCGGACCUAUGCAGCAGAGAAAAUCACAGGGCCAGCUACAGCGACCUUUUUUAAAAUGCCGCAGGAAAAAAGCUCUGGAUGCAGCUAGAGAGGCAUUAUGCUCAUCAAGUAUUGGCUGGAUUUGUUAAAAACAUUUUAGACUUUGGACUAUACUGUCCCAGCUAUCUUAUUUGGCAAUACCUAUCGUCAUUUUCAGCGCACUUAUCUUCAAUCACAGCAACUUGAUCUUUUUAUUGGAAAAUCAUGCCUAUGAUUCAUUUUUUAAAAAGUAUUAACAUGUUGGGGCAGUUGAAAAAAAUUCUUGCUAUGCUGUAUUUAUUAUGUUUAUCUGUCACUGCUGUCCCAACAUCUAUCUACAACUACUUUUACAGAGCUGUUGCUUUUUUGCAGAUGUCUCUUUGUUGUUGUGAAACUGGUGAUUGCUUUUGCAUCUUAUUUUGUGGCAGUGCUGCCGAUAUCCUUUGAAGAAGAGCUGACUUUCAGCUAGCUCCAGGCAAGUGUGAGAACUGAGUUUAAGACUAGCAUGAAAUUGACUAGGAGGUAGGACACCAAAACAUGAGACUCAUUUCAAGUUUGAGACUUUGGAAUUUUGUGUUUUGGUGGUUUCAGUACAGCAAGGCUCCAUCAAUCAUGCUGGAUCUUAGGAGAGACAUGGGCCAAUAACUUGGGCCUCAGAAAAAGUUUAUCUAGUAGAUACCUUAAUAUUGUUCAUGAUUAUGCUAAUCAUUGCUUUUUCUCCUGUGUUCUUUUCUUGAGUAAGAAAUCCCAUUAAACACAUUCAAAUUGGCAUAAUGAAGAUAAUUUAGGUGAAAAUAAGCUCUACGGUAUCUAGUAAAAUAUUUUUAAAAAUUGCAUUUCCCAAGUCAAACCCUUCCUUAAGCAGUCCUUUUAUCCAUGUGAGUUAUUGAUCUUUCAAGCCAAUAACCUUAAGCUUAUCUGUUGCUAUAACAACUCCUUUGGGCCAUCUGUUUUUUUUUUUUUUUUUUUUUUUGAUAAAAAUUUCCAUGGUCUCCCUUCAUUCUUGAAGCAUUGUGAAGAUCUCUGGUCAUACCUGAGGUUAGUUGCGAUGCUAUCAAUAUGAGGGAGAUGUAGCUAAUGGGAACUGCUAAAGGGAGGCUGCCAUUUCCUACAGUAGUAUUAGACCACAUGUUUUAAGGGGCUUAACGUAAAGGUGCUCACUUUGAGUACUUUAUACUGUGAAAUAUGUAAGAGGAAACUGUAAAAGAAUGAAAAGUCAGUAAAUUGAUUGUUUUAUGUGCAUACUAUGUACACAGUAAAUUCUAUAGGGACUCUCACACAUCGCUGAUCAUUUUCUAUACUACAGUAGAUGUUGAAGGGAGAUAAGUGCUCCCAUUUCCUGAAGCUCAGAAGCUUUUCUAGUAAUAGAAAUUAAGGAACUCCCUAACCUUUUCAAUCAUAUAUUUGAGAAGGGUUCAGGGCCCAGCUGUUUUCUUUUGUCCUCCAUAGAAGUAUGUGUUGUCCAUUGUGUUCAGAUACAAAGAUGAAGUAGAUGAUGCAUCUGACUCACUAUUAAGAGGGAGCAUACUCUUUGUGUUUCCAUAGUAGUAGUACUGGCUUAUGGCCUUUUUGUUAACUGAUAUAUUUAAUCAGUGAUGGAUUUGUGGCCAUAGAAUAUUAUUUUUCCUUGUACCAAGCCCACUGUCUCACGUGGGCAGAUGUGUAGCUGAUAGAGUACUGGACUUAGAAUUGGGAACACCUGUGUUUGAAUCCUGCCUCUAAUGAUUUACAAACUUCAAAGUGGUCUUUCUACUGUAGGUUAAGCAAAACCAUUGGCUAUCAGUGUUAUUAUGAUUUAACUUGCAAAAGGAUUGGCUUAGAUAACAGAGGUGUUAAUAAUUAUGUUGACCAUUAUAACCCCUUUUUGGCUGGAAAUUAAAGACUAUGUAUCAACUUAUUUACCUUUAACAAUAUCCCAGUAAGGCAUAGAGAGCCACAGAACUUUUAAGUUGACUAGCCACUUAAGCAACCUAAGAUUAAAUUUUAAGUUUCUAAAUUCUUGGUCCACAUGUCUUGACAUUAGAUCAAAAUAGUCUUUGAUUAUAGUCUGAUUAAUCUCUACUUUGCAGUAUAGGCAGGGGACACGGAGUUGAGAGGUGGGGUCUUCUUUCUCUUACAUCUUUGAUUACUUUGUACUUGCCAGUAUGUAGAGGCACCUUAUAUCCUGAUUGCUCUCAAAUUUUCAGUGUAUUAUUUGGAUGAUGUAUAGGGUUUCCCUCCCUUCUUUCCAAUGCCUUAUAUUCCUUGUUAAUAUAGUUUCCCAUUGACCAGCCCAGUUUGCAGAUUGAGAGCCAAAUUUACAAAAUGAUGUGCCAGGACUGCAUAUCAAAAUGUUUGGUUUGGGGAUAUUCUUGUCUGCUCGUUUGAGUACUUGUUAUAGGUGGUACUCAAUAAGAUGGAAAAAUAAUUUGUACUUGGGAAAAUGAUUUAUUAAGCACAGUGGGGGGAUGCAAAUUGUGCUCCUUGACUUAGGUGCUGUAUUUGCAUGCUUAAGGAAUUAUGAAUAUUGACCAAAUGUCUUUUUUGUGAUGCUUUGUUCUCCAUAUUCUUUACAAAUGGAUUUCCAAAGGAUAUUAAUCCUGAGUAUAUUUUGUUUUUUUGUUUUUUUUCAUUGUCCUUUCUGUUAUAUCAAGGUUUUAAGAAAUCAAUCACAAGAUCCUACAAAGAAUUUUCGGAAAAACACAAUAUUUUAAAAUCAGAUAAUCAGCAAAUUCUUAGAAAAUGUGGGACACUGCUUCUUGAGCCAGACCUUUAGCCUAGUAAAUAUUUGAUUUGCACAAAAGAAAUAACUCAAGCUGAAUCCCAUAGUUUAUAUUCCUUUCAGAUUCUGGUAAAUACAAAUUGAGUGCACACACUGUCAUUAUAUAGCCUAACUAAGGAUCUUGAACAUUGUACUUUUAGUGGGCCUUUUACUUUCAGAUUUACAUCUAACUGAAGACUUCGAAGGGGGUUUUUAAAACUAGCAUUUUAAAGAAUUUUUUUAUUGUAAUAUUAAGAAAACCAUUCUCACAAUUAUGUAGGUAAAAAGAAAAAAUUGUUAUCCUUUUAAAAAGAUGUUAAAUAAUGUUUUAGCUAGGAAGUAUAUCAGACAGCCUUAAAUUUUCAAAUCUAAAUGCUUCUUAAAAUCAAAUGUAUUAUUGUCAUAAUCAAUAUUCUUCUGUUGGAAGGUGAAAGAGACUGCACCUAAGCUGUUCUAGUGGGGAAAUGACUAGUCUAAAAUGAAUGCCUGCUGCUUUUGGUCCCUCUCACAUCCAAGCCUUACAAUUAACUAGAACUAAAAUGCCAUAGUAAAGUAGGAGUGUAUAUAGGCAUUUAGUAUUCAGUGUUAGAUGUUGUUGAAGCCAAUGAACUAAUAGUUUUUACAGUGUGGGAAUAAAAGUGGAAUCCUAUUAGAAAAGGGGAUUUUGUAGAUGAGAGAACAGACUCCAAAAGUUAAAGAAUGAAGAUAGAAAGAUAUAUGUGGUGAUCACAGAGAUGGAGAACUAACCAAGACUUAAAAACUAGACAAAUGGAUCAUGCAAAUGAUGUGGCCAUAGUUUUAAUACUACCUGUUUUCCAGAAGAUUGCUUCAAACAUAAGAUAAUUUUAUUUAGAUCCUUUCUACAUUUUGGUUUGUCUGAUCUUCGUUCUCAGGAAUAGACAAAUCCAGUCAGUACUUUUAGGGGUAAAAGCUGAAUUUAAAAAAAAAAAGAUUUAGUAGUUCCAUGUUCUUUUAUAGCAUUAUUUAGUGUAUCCUGUCAGACCUAUGAUAAGGAUAGGGUGGAUAUAGUUUUGAUGAUAUUAUCUCAGGGAAUGAGCUGCCUUAUGAGGUAACACAUUUUCUGUCAUUGGAAAAAAGCAAACAAACAAAUUCUGUAAUUCUGAGAAUGUGUGUAUUAUAAGUAUGAGUUUGGGGGGCAAGGAUGGGGAUUCAUGCACUAGAUGACCUCAAAAGUUCCUUUCAAUUUAAGAUUAUGUGACCCUAUAGGAAUUGUGUGAAACAGAGGAAACAAUUUAAUGUUGCUAUCAGUAAACCUCAAGUCAUUUGAGGACUAAAUAUAUAUAUAUUUUUUGGAUGUUGGAAUUUUGGGGGAUUAUAAAAGGGCUUUUUACUACAAAUGUGUCCUUUCUCCCCACUCUGAUAGUUACUGAUUCAGAGAUGCUUUGUUGUAGAAGCAAAACUCUAGCAUGAGUCCUCAUUCUUUUAUAAAACAAUAGCAAUGUGGGAGGGUAGGGAGAGGACAUCAGGGAUUAGAUGAAUAGGGGUUAACUCUCAACACCUAAUGAAACAGAUUAUAUGGAAUUCAUAACACAUAAAAGUCGUGUCAAUGAAAACAUAGAAGAAAAGUGAACAAAGGUGAGAAAUAUCAAGGAUUAUCUUUUUCCAAAAAGAAAGAAAAAAUCCCCUCAAGUUUCUAAUAGACAACUGAUGAGAUUAUUACUUUGGAAGUCGAGGAUUACCAAUAUUUUGAAGAAUAAGAAUCUGAAGACGUGCCUUAAGAGGAAGGCGUAUUUUCAAGGGUAGAGGCCUAACCAAUAAAAUUUAACUAAUUCUAGAUGUUACCUAGAACACUGUGGUAUUUCUAUACUUUAUUUUUUAAAUUAAUUUUUACUACACAUUGCUUUAUGAAUCAUGUUGGGAGAGAAAAGUCAAAAGAGGGAAAAACCAUGGGAGAACAAAAAAAAAUAAUUGAACACAGCAUGUGUUGAUUUACAGUCAAUCUCCAAAGUUAUUUUUCUGGAUGCAGACGGUGUUUUCCAUCCAAAAUUUAUUGGGAUUGCCUUGGAUCACUGAGCCACUGAGAAAAAAACCAAGUCUUUCAUAGUUGAUCAUCACACAUUUUUGCUAUUAACUGUGUACAUUGUAUUCCUGGUUCUUCUUGUUUUGCUCAACAUCAACUCUAUACUUUUAAUUACAUGGACUUAACCUUGGUAAAAACGAUGAUAAUGUAUCAGAUUUCCUUUGUUGCUUUUUUCCCUCACUUGUUAAGGAUUAGAAUGAUCCUCUGGAAAUUGCUUUCUAGAUGAGAUAAAGAUAUGAAGAAAAUGAUAUCUUUACCAUGUCUAGAUUAAAAGAGGUAAAACAAAAUAGAUUAUUACACUUUUCCAAUAGUUUCAAUUGACUUAGUUGAUGUAUGGGAAUUUUUUAUUGUAUUAAAAAUCCCAAUAUGCGUUGAUGUUAGAUGAAUGAUUCCAGGAUUUUUUUAUGUAUAGACCAAAUCAUGAUUUAAAAUGCUAUUUCCAUUUGCUGGUAUGAUGAGGUUUCAGUUUAAUAAACAUCUGUUAGGCAUAUAAUGAAAUAAAAAGCAGUGUGACCCCUGCCCUUAAAGAA
This is a messenger RNA of Antechinus flavipes (yellow-footed antechinus), 6868 nucleotides long. RefSeq names its product G-patch domain containing 2 like (gene GPATCH2L). The record is from RefSeq and is a predicted model, not a curated record. NCBI's taxonomy places the organism in Eukaryota, Metazoa, Chordata, Mammalia, Dasyuromorphia, Dasyuridae. Bases 170 to 1627 code for a protein of 485 amino acids. The transcript is spliced from 10 exons.